AUGCCUGCCUCGGGCGACCGUUCCACCUCCUCCAGCGCCGGCCCCAGCUCGUUGGCGCAAGGCACGCAACCCCGGCGAAGCCAGCAAGCAACCGAGAACCAGCCGGACUCCGCCGCACCUGCUCCCGACCGUGGCCUCCCUGCCCCGGGCCAAGGCGACGCAAUUCCGACGUUGGACGUCAGCGGGGCCGGUACUACCGUCAAGCUCGACGCCCUCGGCCCCUUGGUCGUCAACCAGGACGGCACCAUGUCCAGAAUCUCCAACUGGCCCGAGAUGAGCGACGUCGAAAAGGAAAACACGCUUCGGGUCCUCGGCAAGCGAAACCAAGCCCGUCUCGCCGCUCUGAGGCAACGGUCGCACGGCACGUCGGUCGAAGGAGAAUCAAACGGUCAAUAA
This is a messenger RNA of Drechmeria coniospora, 396 nucleotides long. RefSeq lists its product as uncharacterized. The record is from RefSeq and is a predicted model, not a curated record. Lineage: Eukaryota; Fungi; Ascomycota; Sordariomycetes; Hypocreales; Ophiocordycipitaceae. The transcript has a single exon. The coding region runs from base 1 to 396 and encodes 131 amino acids.